Messenger RNA from Oikopleura dioica, 1584 nucleotides. Lineage: Eukaryota; Metazoa; Chordata; Appendicularia; Copelata; Oikopleuridae. The record is from the annotation of a GenBank genome assembly.
AUGUCGACUCGGUCAGGCUCGGUAACUUCGGGCCGCUCAAAUGGCAAGUAUCGGACGCGCUCCAAGACCUCUGAGGUUGACGAGCUGCUCUUUGGCGGACCCAACGGUGGUCGACAGCCACGAUCGGCUAACAGGAAGCCCGAAGUUCUCCAGGUGAUCACCAAAGAUCUUAUCCGCAAUGUGAUUGUGCCUCAGCCGAAGUCCGACCGAUCCAUUUUGCUGGAGAAGUCAAUGGCUCAGCAUAUCGAGGAAAAGUCCUUUGUGAAGUCUAAGGAGACGAUCAGGGCCGAAAUGGACUUGGCGCGGAAAGAAAAGAACGAUGCGAUAACCGCUGCCGCCCAGAGAAAAGAACGAUUCAAGGAGAUCGACAUUCAUCGUAAAAUGAGCCAGGCGUUGAAUGAGAUCGACCUUGAAGCCAAACGAAUCAACGAGCAUUUGCUUGAAAAUGCUAAGGCUAAGCGACUCGAGCAAGAGGACGAAAUCAAGCAUCUCAACGAGCUCAUCCUCAAUGCCAAGUGCCACGCUAUUCGCGAUGCGCAAAUCUUGGAACGGGACCUUAUCCAAAAGGAGGAGAUGGAAGAUGAGGCUCGUUGUGAUCGAAUUUCUGAAGUUCACCGCUUGAACUGCAUCCAGGACGCGGAGCAGAAAAAAGCGCUUAUGACGGCGAAAAGAAUAGAAGGCGCUCAGCAGAUCAUGGACCAGAUUAGGAGAAAUGAGGAAGCUCGCAUUUUGGAAGAGGAGCGCAAAAACGCUGAACAAGCUGCUCUGAACCGAUAUAUCGCCAAGUUGAAACAAGAAGACUUGGACAAGUUGCGCGAGAAGCGAGAGUACCAGGCUGGUAUUCAGAAGGAUAUCGACGUCCUCAAUCAACAGACACAAAUUGUCAAAGAACGCAAGAUCCAGGAGGAGAAAGAACUCGAAAAGAAGAUUAAUGCGUUCGUUGAACACCGUGAAGCGCGCGAGGCUGCUUUCAAGGCUGAGCAAGAGUACAUAAGGAAACUAAAGGAGGAGAAAGCGAUGCGACUCCUUCGACUUCAGGAGAGUCAGAACGACCACAAGGCGGAGCAAGACGCCAUUCGUGCCAAACACGAGCGAGAAGCCGCCGAUCGAGAAUGGCGAGCCAAGGAGCUCGAGAAGAAGAGGAAGAACGAGGAGACUUUAGAUAUGCUGAAGCAAGCUCGACUGAAGCAGAUUGAAACUCGUGAACACUACCAAGCUGUUCAGGCGCAGCGUGAGCGCGACGAAUUCCAGCGAAUUCUCCACAAUCAAACUCUUAAGGCUAAAGCCGAGAAGGAGGAAGAUCAGGCUCGACAUGAGAACAACCUGAAACACGCCGAGGAUAUCCGCAAGCAGAUCCGCGACCGGGAGCAGGAACGACUUCAGAAACGUCGGGAGUACUUUGAGGAGGCCAACCGCAAAAUGGCGGCCGAGAUCGAGCACCGCAACAAGCUGCGCGAGCUCAAGGUGAAGAAACUUGAGGACCUUCGCCGCGCUGGCGUGCCCGACAAAUACACCGCAGAGGUAGCCCGACGCGUCCUCGACGACUCGCAGAAGCCGCUUCAGCCGCUCCACGUCAAGAAAUAA